Opisthorchis viverrini is the source of this 300-nucleotide messenger RNA. RefSeq lists its product as hypothetical. The record is from RefSeq and is a predicted model, not a curated record. The transcript has a single exon. NCBI's taxonomy places the organism in Eukaryota, Metazoa, Platyhelminthes, Trematoda, Opisthorchiida, Opisthorchiidae. Bases 1 to 300 code for a protein of 99 amino acids.
AUGUGCCCGCAGGCCUCUCCUGCACAUGCUCCACACAAGAGAUUACGCACAAUAUCUGCGCAUUCAUUGGCGACUUCCUCUAUGGCGGGUAAACAGGACGAAGUCGCUGACAGCCUCUCUGAUGUAGCCUCAUGUGGUGGUAGUAACUCACAAGGUUCUGUAUUGGGUCCGGAACUGUUCGAACUGCAUGUCAAUUAUUUGAAAGGCCUCGAAAUUCUAUCUUCUACGUAUGCAGGAGGCCUGGGGUUAGUCGCGACCUCCGAUGUGAAUCACUUUCGGAAUGAUCCCGAAGCCUUGUAG